Symbiodinium natans is the source of this 2394-nucleotide messenger RNA. NCBI's taxonomy places the organism in Eukaryota, Dinophyceae, Suessiales, Symbiodiniaceae. The record is from the annotation of a GenBank genome assembly.
AUGGCAGGUGCUUGCUCGCGAACUCUGGCCGUGGUGCUGCUCCUGGCAGCUGUGCAGGCGCGACUGAUGCAGAAGCCGCACUCGGCGUUGCUGGAGAAGGCAUCUGAAUCAAGCCUGGACGAUGUGCAGCUGGAGAUCCUCUCCGAACCCAAGGAUGAGAAGACCCAGCAGGCAGAAGAGGAUGUCAAGAAAGUGGCGAAGAAGGAGGAGAAGGAAGUGGAUAAGAAGGAGGAGGACAAGAAGGAGGUGGCCAAGAAGGAGGUGGCCAAGAAGGAGGUGGCCAAGAAGGAAGCGGACAAGAAGGAGGAGGCCAAGAAGGAGGAGGCCAAGAAGGAGGAGGCCAAAAAGGAAGAGGCCAAGAAGGAUGAGGCCAAGAAGGAAGAGGACAAGAAGGCAGAGGCCAAGAAGGAUGAGGACAAGAAGGAGGAGGACAAGAAGGAAGUGGCCAAGAAGGAGGAGGACAAGAAGGAAGAGGCCAAGAAGGAUGAGGACAAGAAGGAGGACGACAAGGACGUGGAGAAGGAAGUCGAGAAGGAGAUGGAGAAGGAAGAGGCCCAGGACGCCAAGAAGGGCAAGAAGGAUGAUGAGGAUGCGAAGGUCACUGUCGUCGUGGACGACAAGGAGGGGAUCCAUGACCCCCACAACCAGGGCAAGACCAAGAUCGUGCCGGACGAGUCGAAGGAGAAGAAGGAUGCAACCGGACCCGAAGUUACGGUGCACAACAAGGGCCCCCUGCCGGACGAUGAGAAGGUUGAUGUCACCGUCGUGGUGAAUGAGACCAAGGGCUCGGAAGCUUCUGCACCGGACAAGCCGGAGGUGUCCGUCGACGUCCACACGAAGGAGGUGGUCGUCAGCGACGUGAAGACCACUACCACGGAAGAAGCCAAGAAGGACGAGGACAGGAGCUCCAGUGGCAGGGCGGACACUUUGCUGCAGUCAGGUGAUCUCGUUGGCCCUGGGUCUGCUGGGCUUCGCCGUGGCCUUCUGAGGGACUCCCUCGCGCGCUGGGGGAUCCAGCUGAUGAAGAAGCUCUUGGCGGCCUCGCCUCUGCACCGUGAGCAGCACGACCAGGUCAUACAGCACUUCGACAUGCAGGAUCCGGUGAAAGUUGCUGACCUAGCAGCCGGGAUCUCCUCGGCAGAUCGGAAGGCUCUGCAGGACGUCCUCGAAGAGCAAAACCCAAAGGCGAAGAUCGACAAGGUGCGAAGCAUCUUAGAAGCCGACCUCAGCACUGCCAAGCUCCAGUCGGAGGUGAAGAGCAAAGUGGAGGAAAAGGUCGCGAAGGAGCAGAAGACGAAGAUCCUUUGGGAGCAGAUGCGCCAGAUCCAGAAGGAGCUGGGCAUCGAGAAGGACGAGAAGCAGACGCUCACCAACCAGUUCCGCGAAGCCAUCCAGUCCAAGGAGCUCCCGGAGGAGGUGCAGAAGGUGAUUGAGGCUGAGCUGGCGAAGCUGAACUCCUUAGAGCCGUCGUCUUCAGAGUUCAACGUCUGUCGAACCUACUUAGAGUGGCUCACUUGCCUUCCAUGGGGUCAGUUCACCCCUGAGAACCGUGACAUCAAGCAUGCUGAAGCAGUGCUGGACGAGGACCACUACGGCCUGGAAGACGUCAAGGAGCGGAUCCUCGAGCACAUCGCCGUGAGUUUCCUGAAGGAUUCUACCCAGGGCAAGAUCAUGUGCCUGGUCGGCCCGCCGGGCGUGGGCAAGACCUCGGUGGGCAAGAGUGUGGCGAGGGCGCUGGGGCGCAAGCUCUGGGCUCGGGAUGCACCAGACAUCACCAGACCAUGUCUCACGCCUAGCGGCCUAGCAGAACCAGAGACGCUUCGCGCAAAGCAGUGGCUUCUUUUUUUGGCACCCCCUUCAAGACUUUGGGAGACGACCUUGGGGCCUUGCACCACUAGUCCUCCCUUCGCCGCCAUGGAUGCGACCGACGGGCUGGAUGAGUUGGCCCUGCUCGAUGCGACUGAGGAGCUGCGGGGCCUUGUGGGCUUUGAAGAUCCGGAGGUGGACUUAGCACACCGAUUGGCAUUUCGGCAGCAGGGCCGGGCCGCCUUGGCGCCCCUCGUGGCCUCGCUCCGGGCCGGGGAGCCGCUGCCGGAGCUUUCUGCACUUCGCUGCGUGGUGCGGAUACUGGGGACCUUGGCAGGAGACCCUACAGGGGACACCGUGCCUCAGAGCCACUGCAGCGGCUCCGAACUCGCGCAGGCGAUGCGGAGUGAGGUGCUCACCACCGCCGUGCUGGAUCUCCUCCAGCUGCGACUCACCAGUUUUGCGGCCGAGGAGCAGCCCUGGAUCCUCGUGGAGGGCCUUCGGGCCCUGCGCCUGCUCCUCAUUGUGCCUGAGGAUGCCAAGGAGGCCUCCGUGCACAUCACCUCGGGCUUCGCAAGAGAGCCCUGA